Molecule: messenger RNA, 1113 nt
Organism: Alternaria conjuncta
Lineage: Eukaryota; Fungi; Ascomycota; Dothideomycetes; Pleosporales; Pleosporaceae
Exons: 2
Coding region: 1-1113 (370 amino acids)
Source: RefSeq, a predicted model, not a curated record
AUGACUCUCACCGAUCCGUUUCCUGAAACACAUGCGUUGAUCGCACUACUGCCAGAGACGAGUCACAGCCUAGAGAUGCCUCUACUGUACCUGUCGACCCGCCAGACAGAGUGGCCCAUCUACCAGUCUCUACAUCGCAACAUCUACCCAAUAUGCUUUCUCUUCGUCUUUCUUCUUCGCUACACCCGCGUUCUUGUUAGUCUAUACGGCACCUAUAGAUACCGACCUACACCUAUACCGCUCAACCCCACAUACCACAUCAACGAUGUCACAGUCAUCAUACCCACCACAGACCUCAUGUCCGUAACACUGCAUCACGUCGUCCGGUCCAUACUCAACCAACGUGUACCAAAGCUCAUCAUCGCAACCGCCGGCACACAAGCCGCAGAACAGUUUCGCUCUUUCCGAGCUCUAUUCCCAGAGAGCAAGGUCGUGGUGGCCCAUCGCGUCAAGGCCUCCCGCCGGGAACAAACAGCACAGGCACUCAAGCAAGUCGAAACGCGCCUCGUCAUUCUCCAGGACGAUCACACAUACUGGCCCCAAUCCCCGCGCUUCAUCGCUUCCGUGAUCGCACCUUUCGAAGACACCAAAGUCGGAGCUGUGAGCGCUGACCUGCAAGCUCGGCACCGCGGACACCCCUUCUCCUGGCCCGGAUUCUGGAACUUCAUGGGCAUGACCUACCUGAUGCGCCGUUCCUACGAGUACCGCGGCACCUACGGCAUCGACCGCGGCUUGUCCACAUUACCAGGCCGUUUCGGCGUCUUCCGCACCGAAAUCUACUCCUCGCCCGAGUUCCUCAACGGAUACCUAAACUCGUACAUGCCGUUCAAAACCGAGCCUCUAAACUCCGACGACGACAAAUUCCACACCCGCUGGCUGAUUGAACAUGACUGGAAAAUGGGUCUGCAAGCUGGUCCCGAUAGCGUCAUGACGACGGAACUGGGCGAGUGGCCCAAGUUCAUGAGUCAAGUACUCCGCUGGACGCGAACGACUUGGCGCAAUAACCCCGCGCAGUUGAUGGGUAGGCUGACGUGGGUGCGUCAUCCCUUUAUGAGCUGGAGUCUGCUCAUGUGGUUCUUCCGUCAGUCUCUCACGCAGGAGAUGUUUCCCUGA